This is a messenger RNA of Zasmidium cellare ATCC 36951, 906 nucleotides long. RefSeq lists its product as uncharacterized. Bases 1 to 906 code for a protein of 301 amino acids. The record is from RefSeq and is a predicted model, not a curated record. The transcript has a single exon. Lineage: Eukaryota; Fungi; Ascomycota; Dothideomycetes; Mycosphaerellales; Mycosphaerellaceae.
AUGUCGUCGCUCCCCGCUGCAGACAGCAGCGAGACCGACAAGAUGGUCGUCGCACCAACCGCAGCGCAGGCCGCAUCAACCACCAGCACCACGCCAACCCCCGCGAAAAAGAAGCCCCCAACCACCUUCCACUCCCUCCCCGCCGAGUUACGAAACUACAUCUACCACCUCUCGGACCACCUCACCAUCCUGCAAUGCACUCUCUGCGCCAAAACCGCGUACAAAACCGACACCGCCCAAUGGAACGUCCUGCCGAGCCUCGCCUGGGGUGAAAACUCGGAGAACUCGGGACGGCGACGCAUCCAUCUGGGCUGCGAUGCGAGCGGGGGCGUGGGACGGCAUGGGCAGGAACGAGGGGCGGGGAAGGGCAAGGCGAGGUUGUUCGUGGGCGGGUGGGUUGAGAGUGCACUUGUUGUUGCUGGCGGUAAGGGUACCGUUACGGAGGAGGCGGAUUCGACGGCUGUCGCGCAACCCCCCAUCACGAAAGUCUCGCCGCUCGUGCGCGCCGAUACGCUGCCCAUCUUCUAUGGCGCGCCGCAGUUCUACUUCACGCUCUUCGACCGGGACCCCGCGGACGGCGCGGCGGUCGUGGUCAAGUGGCUCAAGGGCAUCGGGCGGGCGAACGCGGCGCGGUUAAGGAGUCUGGCGAUUGUGUUUACGCGCAAGCAGACGGGGAAUUAUAUCAAGAAGGACUUGACGGCGGGGAUGUCGGAGGCGGGGGUGGAUAUUGCUGGGGAGGUGGUGAGGCAUGUGAGGUUGCGGCAUCCGUUUUGUCGGUGUGGGUGGUGUGUUGUGGAGGCGUUGAGGAAGGAUGGUGGGGAGGAGGUUGAUGGCGAGGAGGUUGAUGAUGACGAGGAAGACGCUGGCGGCGACGAUGUCUGGGACGAUGGGUCUGGCGAGGGUUGA